Messenger RNA from Solanum stenotomum, 669 nucleotides. RefSeq names its product ankyrin repeat-containing protein ITN1-like. The transcript is spliced from 3 exons. The coding region runs from base 1 to 669 and encodes 222 amino acids. Gene Ontology annotation, molecular function: protein binding. NCBI's taxonomy places the organism in Eukaryota, Viridiplantae, Streptophyta, Magnoliopsida, Solanales, Solanaceae. The record is from RefSeq and is a predicted model, not a curated record.
AUGGAUACUGAGAAGAGACUCUAUGAAGCUGCAGUUAAAGGAGAUGUUAGAGUUUUACAAGAAUUACUUCAACAAGAUGCUUUAAUUCUUGAUAGACUUACCUUAACUUGCUUCAAUGAAACACCUUUGCACAUAGCAGCACUGCGUGGUCAUAUCGAGUUUGUGAGGUUAAUUCUGGCUCAAAAUCCUCAGCUUGCUGCUGAAUUGGAUUGGCGAAAGUCAUCUGCUCUUCACAUAGCUUCAGCUAAAGGUCACUUGCAUAUCGUCAAGAUGUUGUUGUUGGUAAAUCCUGAAUUGUGCCUGGUUUGUGAUCGUGAUGGUGGAAAUCCUCUCCAUCUUGCAGCUAUCAAAGGUCGAGUUGAAGUCAUCAAAGAACUUAUACAUAUGGUUCGCAUGAGGUGUGCAGUAGCUAGGGGCGAUGUUCAUGAGCCUGCAUAUAGGGCCCCAACUGGGGGGAAUGAGAUAGAGAUUGACCUUGAGGUCAGAGACGAGCUGCAGCACCAUCUCAAGCUGGUUGGGUUGGGACCAGCCCAACAGUCACCUAAGCCUGCAAAGGCACGGGGACUUCAGAUCAACAGCCAAUGCACAGCUCCUAGCAACACUUGGAGGCAUGCAGAAGGUCCUCAUGUUAGCCCAAGAUUGUUAACGAGGAUAAAAAGAUUCAACUAA